Molecule: messenger RNA, 2784 nt
Organism: Coregonus clupeaformis (lake whitefish)
Lineage: Eukaryota; Metazoa; Chordata; Actinopteri; Salmoniformes; Salmonidae
Product: extensin-like
Exons: 2
Coding region: 1-2784 (927 amino acids)
Source: RefSeq, a predicted model, not a curated record
AUGGCCUUCUGUGGCCUCUCCCCCCACGCACCCGUACCCUCCCUCCACGCACCCGUACCCUCCCCCCACGCACCCGUACCCUCCCUCCACGCACCCGUACCCUCCCUACACCCACCCGUACCCUCCUCCACGCACCCGUACCCUCCCUACACGCACCCGUACCCUCCCCUACACGCACCCGCACCCUCCCUACACGCACCCGUACCCUCCCCUACACGCACCCGUACCCUCCCUACACGCACCCGUACCCUCCCUACACGCACCCGUACCCUCCCUACACCCACCCGUACCCUCCCCCCACGCACCCGUACCCUCCCUCCACGCACCCGUACCCUCCCUACACCCACCCGUACCCUCCCUACACGCACCCGUACCCUCCCUCCACGCACCCGUACCCUCCCCCCACGCACCCGUACCCUCCCACACGCACCCGUACCUCCCUCCACACGCACCCGUACCCUCCCCCACGCACCCGUACCCUCCCCUCCACGCACCCGUACCCUCCCCUACACGCACCCGUACCCUCCCUACACGCACCCGUACCCUCCCUCCACGCACCCGUACCCUCCCUCCACGCACCCGUACCCUCCCUCACACGCACCCCGUACCCUCCCUACACGCACCCGUACCCUCCCUCCACGCACUGCAUCCCUCCCUCCACCCACCCGUACCCUCCCUACACGCACCCGUACACCUCCCUCCACGCACCGCACCCUCCCCUACACGCACCCUGCACCCUCCCUCCACGCACCCGUACCCUCCCUACACGCACCCGUACCUCCCUACACGCACCCGUACCCUCCCUCCACCCACCCGCACUCCUCCCUACACGCACCCGUACCCUCCCCUACACGCACCCGUACCCUCCCUCCACGCACCCGUACCCUCCCUUCCACCCACCCGUACCCUCCCUACACCCACCCGUACCCUCCCUACACCCGCACCCUGCACCCUCCCUCCACACGCACCCGUCCUCCCUACACCCACCCAGUACCCUCCCUACACGCACCCGUACCCUCCCUACACGCACCCGUGCACCUCCCUACACGCACCCGUACCCUCCCUACACGCACCCGUACCCUCCCUCCACGCACCCUCCCUCCACCCACCCGUACCCUCCCUACACGCACCCGUACCCUCCCUACACGCACCCGUACCCUCCCUCCACGCACCCGUACCCUCCCCUACACGCACCCUGCACCCUCCUACACGCACCCGUACCCUCCCUCCACGCACCCGCACUCCUCCCUACACCCACCCGUACCCUCCCUACACCCACCCGUACCCUCCCUACACGCACCCGUACCCUCCCCUACACGCACCCGUACCCUCCCUCCACGCACCCGUACCCUCCCCUACACCCACCCGCACCCUCCCUACACGCACCCUGUACUCUCCCUACACCCACCCGUACCCUCCCUCCACCCACCCGUACCCUCCCUACACGCACCCGUACCCUCCCUCCACGCACCCGUACCCUCCCUCCACGCACCGUACCCUCCCUACACCCACCUGCACCCUCCACACGCACCGUACCCUCCCUACACGCACCCGUACCCUCCCUCCACGCACCCGUACCCUCCCUCCACGCACCCGUACCCUCCCCCCACGCACCCGUACCCUCCCCACACGCACCCGUGCACCCUCCCCACACGCACCCGCACCUCCCCACACGCACCCGUACCCUCCCCACACGCACCCGUACCCUCCCCACACCCACCCGUACCCUCCCCACACGCACCCGUACCCUCCCCACACGCACCCGUACCCUCCCCCACACGCACCCGCACCCUCCCCACACGCACCGCACCCUCCCCCCACGCACUCGUACCCUCCCCCACGCACCCCGCACCCUCCCCACACGCACCCGUACCCUCCCCCACACGCACCUGUACCCUCCCCACACGCACCCGUACCCUCCCCCACACGCACCCGUACCCUCCCCCACACGCACCCGCAUCCUCUCCCCACGCACCCGUACCCUCCCCACACGCACCCGCACCCUCCCCCACGCACCCGUACCCUCCCCCACACGCACGUGCACCCUCCCCACACGCACCCGUACCCUUCACCCACACCCUCCCCACACGCACCCGUACCCUCCCCACACCCACCCGUACCCUCCCCCCACGCACCCGUACCCUCCCCCACACGCACCCGUACCCUCCCCACACCCACCCGUACCCUCCCCACACGCACCCGUACCCUCCCUCCACGCACCCGUACCCUCCCUACACGCACCCGUACCCUCCCUACACGCACCCGUACCCUCCCCCCACGCACGCACCUCCCCCCACGCACCCGUACCCUCCCCCACACGCACCCGUACUCCCCCACGCACCCGUACCCUCCCCCCACGCACCCUGCACCCUCCCCCCACGCACCCGUACCCUCCCCCCACGCACCCGUACCCUCCCCCCACGCACCCGCACCCUCCCCCACGCACCUGCACCUCCCCCACGCACCCGUACCCUCCCCCACACGCACCCGCACCCUCCCCACACGCACCCGUGCACCCUCCCCACACGCACCCGCAUCCCCUGCCCCCACGCACCCGUCACUCCUCCCCCACACGCACUCGUACCCUCCCCCCACGCACCCCUGGCCCAAGAUAAGUUCAAGCGCCCUCGGCAGCCUGGCCCCAGACAGAUCACAUCCAGCCUCCACCAGCCGGCUCCCAAAGCUCCCUCCAAGCGUCUCCGGCUAGCCUGGCCCCAGACAGAUCACAUCCAGACGCUUGGAGUGGCCAGACAGAAUCAACUCCCUCCACCAGCCCUCCCGUAG